CAUAAAGUCGAAGUACCAAAACUCCAGAGAAAAAAUGGCGGCUCCUCUCAAAUCUUUGGCUGCUUUUCUUCUUCUUCUUCUUCUCUGUAUGGUUAGUGGAGGAAGGGGUUGCACAUACAGCGGGAUUCAGAUCGGGACGGAGAGAACCGGGAGGGAGAUAGAGGGAGAAGUGGAGUGGAAAGUGACGGUGACAAACACGUGCGACUGUCUGCAGAAGCACGUGACGCUGUCGUGCAAAGGGUUCAGUCCGGUGAAGAGAGCGGAGCCGUGGCUGAUGCUUCAGCGAGGAGACAGUUGCCUUCUGGUCAAAGGAGAGGCUUUGCCCGCCAAAGCUUCCGCUCAGUUCACUUACGCAGGCCAGCCUUACAUCUUCAGGCCCAUCGGUUCCAUGGUGGACCCCAGUUGCAACAAGCCCUGAUCUUCAUAUGAUCUGCCUCUCUCUAGUUUUUUUAUUUUUUAUUUUUUAUGAAAUGAUCCAAAAAUAGCUUACUAUAAAAUACGACACGACAAGGAAGACACGUGUCAAUAUACAUUUGAGAAAAUUUUGGGAUUGUGAAAUUGAGUUUUUGAUUUUCGUAAUCAAAUUUUGACCAUC
Tarenaya hassleriana is the source of this 595-nucleotide messenger RNA. RefSeq lists its product as uncharacterized. Lineage: Eukaryota; Viridiplantae; Streptophyta; Magnoliopsida; Brassicales; Cleomaceae. The coding region runs from base 35 to 418 and encodes 127 amino acids. The record is from RefSeq and is a predicted model, not a curated record. Gene Ontology annotation, biological process: cell fate determination. The transcript is spliced from 2 exons.